Messenger RNA from Peromyscus leucopus (white-footed mouse), 2058 nucleotides. Its product is annotated as olfactory receptor 8S1-like. Gene Ontology annotation, molecular function: olfactory receptor activity; G protein-coupled receptor activity. Gene Ontology annotation, biological process: G protein-coupled receptor signaling pathway. Gene Ontology annotation, cellular component: membrane. The coding region runs from base 455 to 1384 and encodes 309 amino acids. The record is from RefSeq and is a predicted model, not a curated record. NCBI's taxonomy places the organism in Eukaryota, Metazoa, Chordata, Mammalia, Rodentia, Cricetidae. The transcript has a single exon.
UAUACCCCAUUUGCAGCCAAUGUUGACAUGAUCACCAUCGAAAUAUUUUUAAAAAUCUCUCUCUUUCAGCCCUAGCGUCAUCCUUGACUGACUAGGUUCCCACCGUGACUGCAGUGACUCUUCAGCUGAACUGGGAAUUCCAGUCUUUGGGAUCCUCAUUUUUACUCUUCGUCUGUGUUAUUUUAGAUCCCCAUUUUCUUCAGAAGAACCGAAGAUCUAAAAAUAUCCCAAAACAACAAAAGCCCAAUAACCCGUGUCAGGGGGGAAAAUGGCCAAUGUGGGCAGCUGGCUGGCCUGAUAACGAAUGUGUGGUAUUUAAAACAUAGAAGUUGUUACCACAUCUGGACCAACAGCCAAUGAAAUUUGGGCUCUGGGGUAUUGAGGAAAUCGUUGACUUGAAGAAGAGAAGGCAUUGUGUAAGAGGAGGUUUUAUCGUUUUGGAGUGGAAGUUGCUAUGGGCAACUUCAGUGCCGUCUCUGAGUUCAUCCUUCUUGGGCUGUCUGCUGAUGCUGAGGUCCAAGCCGUGCUCUUUGUGAUUUUCCUUGUCAUCUAUGUCCUGACCCUGACGGGGAACUCCAUGAUUCUGCUAGCGAUAAUGGCUGACGCUCACCUCCGUUCCCCGAUGUACUUUUUUCUGGGUUACCUCUCCUUCGUGGAUCUUUUGUAUUCGUCAGUCUCUGUGCCCAAGAUGCUAGAAAAUCUAGUGUCUGAGACAAAAACCAUCCCUGUGAAGGCCUGUCUGGCCCAGGCCUUCUUUGUGUAUGCCAUUGGAGGCACCGAGGCUUUGCUCCUUGCAGUCAUGGCCUACGACCGUUACGCAGCCAUUUGCCACCCUCUACUCUAUGGCCAGAUGAUGAGCAGGCAGUUGUGUGAGGGGCUUGUGUGGGGAUCCUGGGGCCUGGCCAUACUGAACUCACUCAUUAACACCCUCCUCGCUGUGAAGUUGGACUUCUGUGACUAUGGAGUCAUACACAACUACAACUGUGAGAUCCCUUCCCUCUUCCCUCUGUCUUGCUCCGACAUCUCCACUAACGCCACUGUCUUGCUCUGGUCUUUUGUUCUACAAGCCUCUGGAACCUUUCUUCUGGUUUCAUCUUCCUAUGGUUGCAUUUUCUCCGCUAUCCUGAAGAUGCGAUCCACCACGGGCAGAAGCAAGGCCUUCUCCACCUGCUCCUCCCACCUCACUAUAGUGAUCUUGUACUUCGGGUCAGCCUGCCUGCGCUAUACCAUGCCCACCUCGGGUUCUCCCGUGGAAAUAAUCUUCUCUUUGCAGUACAGCGUCAUCACCCCCAUGCUGAACCCCCUCAUCUACAGCCUGAAGAACAAGGAGGUGAUGGCAGCUGUGGGAAGAAUGCUUGGAAAAUGCUGCCAGCAUUUUGAGUAAGUCGAUCAGAGACACGGGGUGAAGAAAACACUUGAGAGACCCAAGGUCAAGCUAUGGAGAGACUUAACAGGAAUGGCCCCUAGAGUCAGAUGCUGUGUGGAAAUACUGGGGUUUUCCCAGAGUAAUGCCUUUUCCCGUGGCAGCCUUAAAGUUAAUUCUAUUCAGAGACAAGGCAUUAAGUAUCUGACUCUUCUGCUAUGAAAUUAAUUUAAAUAUACUUGUUUAUUAUUUUAUCUUAAAGAGGACAUUUCUUAGUUUGUCUCCACCCCCCCCCCCAUACUUUCUAUUUUCUUUUAGUAACGGGACCCAUUUUCCUUUGGGCAGAAUUCCACUGCCCCAUUAUAUAUGCAUCAAUGUCAAUGCCUUUUUACGAGGGGUGAUCAUGGGACCCCGUGGGCUGGCCAUUCUGUUUCAGCUCCAGUGCUGGUCCAGAAUUGUGGUAAAUUGAUUCAAACGUGGCUCAGACGACCCAGCUUCCUGCACCUAUGAUCUUUUCUGUGUGACUUGGUAGCUUCCCCGUCUCAUUUUCCUCCUCCUUGGAUAUGAGGUGGCUGUAUGAUGUCUGCCUUGACCUUAGUUUUUAAAUAAUCUAACUCUGCGGCAUAACUUACAUAUAACUCACCAACUUUAAUGUACAGCUUGAUCAUUUCUUUAUUUUAAUAAGCGGUAUUGGU